AUGCGUUUUUUGAAAAAAAACUUUGAAAUUUUUAAAAAAGGAUAUGACAAAGUUUUUGAAAAUUUUCCCUUUAUGAAUCGCCCACUUGUUCUAAUAAAGUUGAAUCAAUUGAAUGUAGUUGAACAAAUAGCAUUGGGAUCUGAUAAAGAUUGCGGCGGAAAUAGUAGUGCUCAGCUAAUAUUUGAUGAAAAAAUAUGUUGUGGUCGAUUUCACGGAGAGAUUGUAUUAAAUCCUGAUGGGCCUAUGUAUGCCACAUUCCGUAUAAAAAAAAGAGAUUUUCUUAGACCUAGUUGGGACCUAAGUCGUUAUCGAUAUUUUUCGUUAUGUGCUGCAGGUGAUUCAAGAACAUAUUCUAUUGAUCUAGAAACAACGUCUUUCCUUGGACCAGAUCUCUACCGAGCGUCUUUUACUUUUAAAAGUCCUGGAAAAUGGGAAAUUAUUACUAUACCAUUCAAUAAUUUUUGUUUCAAUAGAAAAGGUGUUCAAUUAUCUUCGUAUCAUUUUUCUGAAGUAUAUCGAAUUCAAGCAGUAGGUAUUUCAUUAUUGGAUCGACAUCCAGGCCCAUUUGAGCUUUAUUUCCGUUGGAUGCAAGCAACUAAUGAAGUUUAUUCUACAUCUGAUUUUCCUGAAAUAUCAAGAUGUGAAAUAGAAUUACACAAUAGUAUUGUAAAAUAG
This is a messenger RNA of Pneumocystis murina B123, 675 nucleotides long. RefSeq lists its product as hypothetical. The transcript has 4 exons. Gene Ontology annotation, cellular component: mitochondrion. Gene Ontology annotation, biological process: mitochondrial electron transport, NADH to ubiquinone; mitochondrial respiratory chain complex I assembly. NCBI's taxonomy places the organism in Eukaryota, Fungi, Ascomycota, Pneumocystomycetes, Pneumocystales, Pneumocystaceae. The record is from RefSeq and is a predicted model, not a curated record. Bases 1 to 675 code for a protein of 224 amino acids.